Aspergillus ruber CBS 135680 is the source of this 1080-nucleotide messenger RNA. Its product is annotated as aromatic alcohol reductase. Lineage: Eukaryota; Fungi; Ascomycota; Eurotiomycetes; Eurotiales; Aspergillaceae. The coding region runs from base 1 to 1080 and encodes 359 amino acids. The transcript has 4 exons. The record is from RefSeq and is a predicted model, not a curated record. Gene Ontology annotation, molecular function: oxidoreductase activity.
AUGUCGCGGACAAGAGUUUUGCUCGUCGGUGCCGCCGGUGAAACUGGUGGUUCCAUCGCCAACGGUUUGCUGGAGAACCCGGUUUUUGAACUCUAUGCUCUCGUCCGUCACCGCUCCGUCCAGAAACCCGCCAUCGUCUCUCUGCAGGAACGAGGUGUCCAGAUUCGCAAAUGUGACCUGAAGGGCCCCGAAGAGGCCCUCGCCAAUGCUCUCCAGGGUAUCGACAUUGUCAUUAGCUGUGUCGGUCCGGCCGAGCAGCAAGACCAGAUCCCUCUCGCCAAAGCCGCAAAGAAGGUUGGCGUCAAGCGUUUCGUUCCUUGCGGUUUCAUCACGGUCGCCCCUGCCGGUGGAAUCAUGUGGCUAAGAGAUGAGAAAGAAACCGUCUACAAUCACAUUAAGCAACUCUACCUGCCCUACACCAUCGUCGAUGUCGGCUGGUGGUACCAGCUCUCCUACCCUCGUCUUGAAUCUGGCCGGGUCGACUACGCCAUGACCACAGCCAACAAUGAGCUCGUGGGUGACGGUGAAAUUCCGACCGCCAUCACAGACCUGAGAGACAUUGGUCGCUACAUGGCCCGCAUCAUCCUCGAUGACCGCACUUUGAACAAGAUGGUUUUUACCUACAACACUGUUGUCACCCAGAACCAGAUCUACGACAUUCUCGAGGAGAUCAGUGAGGAGAAAAUCAACCGCAACUAUGUCUCGGAGGAAAUGGUCUACAAUCGGGUUCUCGCAGCUAGGCAGUCCAGUGAAACAUACCCCUUCGACCCUGUCAAGUUCAUCCCCCGCUAUCUUGCCGAAUACCAGCUGUCAUGGGGUCUCCGUGGUGACAACACCCCCGACUUUGCCAAGUACUUGGGUUACCUGACCUCCAAGGAACUCUACCCUGACUUCCAACCUACCGAUUUCAAGGAUUAUCUCCGGAGUGUGGUUGGUGGUACGGCCAAGGGUGUCUAUACCGAUCGGAUUAUCUCCAGAGCCCACCAGCGGGCAUUCCCUCGAUCCGAGUCGAGCGACUCUCUAUACACUCGCAUUUUCCCUCGAACCGAAUCUAGUGAUUCCCUUUACAUGUCCAGGUAG